Messenger RNA from Neltuma alba, 1586 nucleotides. Its product is annotated as heterodimeric geranylgeranyl pyrophosphate synthase small subunit, chloroplastic. The transcript is spliced from 2 exons. The record is from RefSeq and is a predicted model, not a curated record. Bases 93 to 1106 code for a protein of 337 amino acids. Gene Ontology annotation, biological process: isoprenoid biosynthetic process. Lineage: Eukaryota; Viridiplantae; Streptophyta; Magnoliopsida; Fabales; Fabaceae. Gene Ontology annotation, molecular function: prenyltransferase activity.
CGGAAAUCCCAUUGCCAAUUUUUCCAUUUCCCUCUUCUUCUUCUUCGUUGUUUUCUUCUAUCCAAAUUCCUAUCUGCAAUUUCCAAGACGAUAUGCCUUCCUUUGCAAUGGUUCCUUCUUCUUCCCACCUAUGGCUCCCCCGAAAGCCCCCCAAGCUUAUUCACCGUCCAGUUCGCGCUUUUUCUUCCCCCUCCUCCUCAGUUUCUUCCGUUUCGUUCGAUUUGAAGUCCUACUGGACUUCUCUCAUGUCUCAGAUCAAUCUCAAGCUUGACGAAGCUAUUCCCGUCAACUUCCCUCCUCAGAUCUAUGAAGCUAUGAGGUACUCUGUCCUUGCUAAAGGUGCUAAGCGCUCCGCUCCUGUCAUGUGCAUCGCCACCUGCGAACUCUUCGGCGCCCACCGCCGUGCCGCCUUUCCCACCGCCUGCGCCCUCGAAAUGGUUCAUGCAGCUUCAUUGAUCCAUGAUGACUUACCCUGCAUGGAUGACUCGGCCUUUCGUCGAGGCCAGCCCUCCAACCACACCGUCCAUGGUGUUGACAUGGCCAUUCUCGCGGGUGAUGCUCUGUUUCCACUGGGAUUUCGUCACAUUGUUUCCCACACUCCCUCUGACCUUGUGCCUGAGCCCCAGCUCCUCCGCGUGAUUGCCGAGAUCGCCCGUUCUGUAGGCUCCACCGGCAUGGCUGCUGGGCAGUUCCUCGACCUUGAAGGUGGGCCUAGUGAAGUUGGAUUCAUCCAAGAGAAGAAGUAUGGUGAAAUGGGGGAGUGUUCUGCAGUAUGUGGAGGACUUAUUGCUGGUGCUGAAGACGAUGACAUUGAGAGAUUGAGGAGCUAUGGGAGAGCUGUGGGAGUAUUGUACGCAAUUGUAAAUGAUAUUUUGAGAACAAAAACAAAAUCCGAAAAGGAAAGUGAGACAAAAAACAGAGGGAAGAGUUAUGUGGAGAUUUAUGGAAUAGACAAAGCAGUUGAGUUAGCUGAGGAGCUUAAAGCAAAAGCCAAGGCAGAAUUAGAUGGGUUUCAUCAGAAGUACCAGGAACGAGUGUUUCCUCUGUAUGGUUUUCUGGAUUAUGCUAUGAAUAGAAAUUUCAGUGUUGUGGAUGCCAGUGCAUAAUAGAUUGGUUCUUGGAAUUUGAUUUUGUAUUCAUAUGAUGGAUCUGCAUGAACGAGGAUCUUCUAUUUUUCUUUUGUGCCGUAUGGAGAGAACCUCAUGAUUACAAAAGCAACUACAUUGUUUGCUGACGAAAAUCACCUGUGCAGAAGCAGCUUCCGAGUCAAAGCAGUGCGGAUACACUUAGUUUUCUGCUUGAAACCUUAAUCAGGUUGACGAAUUCUGAUUUUAUGUAUCGAUUAUUUAUUCUCAUAAUAUUCUCAUCAAGAGUGUUCGGAUUCAUGGUAUUGAAGUACGGUCUUAAUCUUUACUGAUUAUUUUUAUGUUAAGGUAAACAGGUUAGUCUAUACAGAGAUCUCAAGUUGUGACAUUGUCCUGAGAUUUUAAGUAAUACUAUAUCAAUCUUUAUAGUUGGCACUAAACUCUCGUUGUUAAGUGCCGUCUAAAGAUACCAUAGUCUUCUGAUGCCAAUAGUUCAGGUUA